Messenger RNA from Pelobates fuscus (common spadefoot toad), 2317 nucleotides. Its product is annotated as poly(U)-specific endoribonuclease-A-like. Gene Ontology annotation, molecular function: RNA endonuclease activity. The coding region runs from base 101 to 979 and encodes 292 amino acids. NCBI's taxonomy places the organism in Eukaryota, Metazoa, Chordata, Amphibia, Anura, Pelobatidae. The transcript has 7 exons. The record is from RefSeq and is a predicted model, not a curated record.
GUGUGUCCAGCGAGCGCUGUGAUUGGCUGCCGGGCUGGGAGGCUGGGUUUAGCUGUCUGGGUCCUAGCGCCGGCCGGUCACAGCGCAGACAGCAGCAGGGAUGGCAGCUACAAGAGGUCCUUUAAAUCAUGAACUAUCCAAACUGUUCAAUCAGCUAUGGGACGCAGACGUGAACCGCAUGACGCCAGGUAAAGAUUACCGGAUCUCGCUACAGGGGAAAGCCGGCUACGUGCCAACUGGAACCCACGUGGCGAGAGACAGCGCGUCCUAUCCGCUCUUUCAGUUUGUAGACGAGCAGCGGCUGAAAAGUAUAAAAACUUUUGAAGCAUUCAUGUCCCUUCUGGAUAACUACGAGAUGUCCACAGGAGUGGCAGAAGUUGUCACCGCAGAGGAAAUCGCUGAGAACAACAAAUUCCUAGAUGCAAUCCUAGAAACCAAAGUGAUGAAGCUCACGCACGAAUAUUUGGUGAAGAAAAACCUUUCCAAACCCGGUCUGAAAGACUUCAAAUCUCAGCUGUAUGGAAUUUGGUUCCAGUUAUACAGCAGAGAACCUGGCAAAGGGCACGAUUCCUGCGGCUUUGAACACGUGUUUGUGGGAGAAUCCAAGCGUGGGAAGGAAAUCAUGGGUCUCCAUAACUGGGUCCAGUUCUACCUGCAGGAGAAGCGGCAUAACAUCGAUUACAAGGGAUUUGUGGCACGCCAGUAUAAGAACAGGCCCGAUGAAGACGAUCAGGUGUUGAAUCUUCAGUUCAGCUGGAAGGAUAUGGUGAAACCAGUGGGCAGCAGUUUUAUCGGUGUCAGCCCUGAGUUUGAGUUUGCCGUAUACACCGUGAUCUUCUUGAUGUCUCAGGAGAAAAUUACCAAAGAGAUUGUUCGAGUGGAGGAGUACGAGUUGCAGAUCAUUGUGAAUCGCCACGGACGCCAUAUUGGGACGGCCUAUCCUGUCCUGCUCAGCAGCAAUAAUCCAGAUUUAUAUUGACCAUAACUUUAUCUAAGGGGUCUAUUCACCAAACAGUGAUUUGUGGACAGCUGGCCUCUGCCUCGCAGUAUGUAGGCUACAAUCUUACGUGUGUUGACUCCCACUAAUUGCAGUUUAGUGAAUGGACACCUCUGCCGUCUAAGUCCUUCUCUUUGCCGUGCCAGUAAUUUUUAUUUACUUCAGAGGAUAAUUUAAAAUGGCAGCUGCUGUGAAUGUAUUUUUUUUGAGGGGGGUGGGGGUUUACUGAGCUAGAAGGUGGGUGCUUUAUUAUGUGCCUAAAUUCUGCAUUUCUCAAUAUGAAAUAUGAGUGAUAAAUGAUAACUCUUGUGCACCCUCCUCCUUGCUUACUUCCAGGCAAGCUCAAUGCUCUAUUGUUUGGGGAUCUCCAUUGCUCUCGCUGACCAGCUCCAUGCUAAAGGCACGAUAUGUUGUCUCUGGCUGGCUAGCUUUUUGGGAGAUACAAUCCGUAGCAGCUAGAGUUCCGUGGGUUAAAUUCAUGAAGUAGGUGCCAGCCAUUCUCUGUGGUAAAAAUAAUUGGGGUUCGGUGUUCUGACCCAUUUUUCGGAAGGUGUUUAGAACCCAAACAUUUGAACUUUGUGAAUGUCUCUGAACAUGUUGUCACGUUGGGAAAGACCCGUUUUUUGUGUUGCAGGGGAUCUCGAUUCGCCAUACAUCCCAUGGCAGAGGGUUCCCUGGGAGACACUCCACUCAUUGUGUUCAGUUCAAAACUGAGAAUUUUCAGUGCACGUAGGAAGUGGCUCUGAAGGGAACACUGUUACCUAGCUUUUCCUAACCCCCCAAAAAAUCUGAAAUGCUUGUAUUUUGGGGUGUUAUAGCUAUUAAAUGAUUGGAUAUGUUCCUUUAAGGGAUGCUUUCUUUAACAUACUCUGUAACACUCAGUGCAUGAUCCCUGUGGCGGGAAGACACGGGUAAAUUCCCAGCUUUCAUUUCAAGAACAAAGGUCAAGAAGUUCAUUUUAAGGUGGUUGUGUUUUUGUUUUGUUUUUUUUCUUCUUGCAAUUCCUCUUACGGCCACAACGUGACUGUAGAAUACAAUGUAUUUAGAUCAGGGUUGCUCAAAAGCUAGAUCUGCAAAUGUUGUAAAACUACAACUACCAUGAUCCUUUGCAUGCCUUUUAGAAUGACAAAGCAUCAUGGUAGCUGUAGUCUUUAAACAUCUGUAGAUCUAUCUUUUGGGCAGCCGUGAUCUAGUGACGGCCAAUGUUUCCUGCCAGUACCUGAUCCAUUCUAUGGUCUCCUGCUCCAUUCACUUUCUAUGCAGGUCAUGGUUGGGUAUCUCAGGCAGCAUUAACCAAGGUGCUUUGUAUUUAUCUCUUUA